Phalaenopsis equestris is the source of this 698-nucleotide messenger RNA. RefSeq lists its product as uncharacterized. Gene Ontology annotation, molecular function: RNA binding. Bases 111 to 500 code for a protein of 129 amino acids. NCBI's taxonomy places the organism in Eukaryota, Viridiplantae, Streptophyta, Magnoliopsida, Asparagales, Orchidaceae. The transcript has 5 exons. Gene Ontology annotation, cellular component: nucleus. The record is from RefSeq and is a predicted model, not a curated record.
CGUUCAGUUAUUAUAAACCAUGAAGGCCGGUUUCUGAUCUUAUCGUUUACGAGUUAGGGCUAGGGUUUCUUUCUAGGUUGAUUAUUGUCCCGACGCUUGCUUCUUGGGAGAUGGAGGAGGUUACUGAGGCGGCCAACAACCUGAGCAUCAACGACUCACAUAAGAAGAAUCGGAUCCAGGUUUCGAACACCAAGAAGCCCCUUUUCUUCUACGUCAACCUGGCCAAGAGGUACAUGCAACAACACAACGAAGUUGAGCUUUCUGCUUUGGGAAUGGCCAUUGCCACUGUUGUCACGAUUGCAGAGAUCCUGAAGAACAAUGGGCUUGCCCUUGAGAAGAGGAUCAUUACAUCCACUGUGGACAUCAAGGAUGAGUCAAGGGGUCGGCCCAUUCAGAAAGCAAAGAUUGAGAUUUUGCUGGUAAAGAGUGAAAAGUUCGAUGAACUGAUGGCUGCUACUGCUGAGGAGAGGGAUGAUGGCGAAGUGGACGAGCAGAACUAAACUAUCGUUUUGCUUUUUUUAUUUAUUUUCCUGCGCUUGGUAGUGUUGUGUUUUUGUAUGUGAAUCUUUAUUGCUGUGGUUUUUUUGUUUCUUUUUUUUUGGGGGGGUGAAAAAUGUGCUGUGAUGUGCUUUGAUCCAAGCUUGCUCCAUUUGUAGUAUGUUUUUUGUUCCAAUGUUUAUUGAUUUGAUUUGAGCCCA